Molecule: messenger RNA, 1524 nt
Organism: Ruditapes philippinarum (Manila clam)
Lineage: Eukaryota; Metazoa; Mollusca; Bivalvia; Venerida; Veneridae
Product: T-cell leukemia homeobox protein 3-like
Exons: 3
Coding region: 208-1095 (295 amino acids)
Biological process (GO): animal organ development; regulation of transcription by RNA polymerase II
Cellular component (GO): nucleus
Molecular function (GO): DNA-binding transcription factor activity, RNA polymerase II-specific; RNA polymerase II cis-regulatory region sequence-specific DNA binding
Source: RefSeq, a predicted model, not a curated record
UAUGUUACCUAUAAUGGAGAUCUUUCUUCUUGCUAAUUCUGUCUUUGACAUAUAUGAAAGGAGCUUACUGUGUAAAAAUGUGAAAAAAGUAUAUUCAAGAUACCGUAUACAUUAAACUUCACAAAAUGAGUUUUUUCAUGAAAAGCACAACUUAAAUCCUUUCAAAAGUCUUUUUACAACCGGAAUUUUAUUUGUAUAGUGAAAAAGAUGUCGGAAAAGGAGAGUAAGGACGCCAGUGAGGACGUAAACGUUGACGCUGAGAAAAUUGUUGAAAGGCCUAAAAAGCCUAAACUCUCUUUCGGAAUUAACCAAAUCUUGGGUGAACAAAGACGCAGUCGGUCAGUAUCCCCGACUAAUUCUACAAACGAAGAUUCAGACAUUAAGUGUGAUAGUGACAAUGAGAACGAGAAAGAACUUUCUGACCGUUCACGUUCGACAUCACCAGUGACGUCACCAACGUUGUCGACGUCUAAAUAUGAAGAAGCAUACGCGCAUGCACAGAGCUUAUAUCCAUUAGAUUUAGCUGCAGGUUCGUUGCUACCUCUUGGCGGAUGUGGGUUGUACCGGGGCUCGCACGGCGUGGUUAAGGUUCCAGCACAAAGACCUCACCCCAUGAUUCACAUGUUCAAUCCCUACAGUAUACCAUGGAUAGACUUCCGGCGAGACAGAUUUGGAGGUGGGCAUGCGUCUAUGGUCAGACGAAUAGGCCACCCAUAUCAGAACAGAACGCCACCAAAGCGCAAAAAGCCACGCACCUCUUUUUCUCGUCUGCAAAUUAUGGAACUAGAGAAACGAUUUCAUCGUCAAAAAUAUCUUGCCUCGGCUGAGCGUUCCGCGUUGGCGAAAUCACUAAAGAUGACAGAUGCGCAGGUUAAAACUUGGUUCCAAAAUCGUCGCACAAAAUGGAGACGACAAACGGCAGAGGAGCGGGAAGCUGAACGACAAGCCGCAAACCGGCUGAUGAUGUCGUUACAGGCGGAAGCGAGUAAAACGGUUUACGACAUCAGAGAUCCUCUCUGUAUGAGCAAUUCCUCUUUACAUGCUUUACAAAAUCUACAGCCUUGGGUUGAAGAAUCACAGAGAAACUCCAGCUAGACAAUGUCGUAAAUAUUAACGUAAAAACGGGUUGUGAUUUUUGCUAAGAAUACAAAAAUAAACGUUAUGACGCACAGAGAUUACCACGUGACUGAACGUUGUGAUUUUAUUCUCUGGAAAGUGUUAUUUAAAAAUUCAAAACGUAUCGUGUUUAUAUUAUCUCUCCCUAUGUGCCAUAGCUUUAAAAAAUAAAGGUUCGACCUUUCAAUUUGAAGCCGCGAAACAAACAGAUGUAUUUCUUUCGUUCGUGUAUGUAUCUAUGAAAAAGUGUUUGCAGACUCUAUGUUAUGCCCUGUGCUAUAAAAUGUGCUAUUCAGCGGAUCCAUUUUUUUCCAACCAGAUUUCUCAAAUUUUUUUUACGUCAUUGACGGAUAGAGCCUCGAAAAAAUACCAAAUGUUGGUUUCAUCACGCGAGUUAACUUUCCUGUG